AUGUUGUGCUUUAACUAGCCAAUGAUUAGACCCUCAUGUAUCUGUACGUGGACGUCGCAUGCUAUAAACCCUUGCCCUGUACUAGACUUACUGAGUGUUUCCUUUGGGAGUCCUUCAGAGAAGGGACAUACCUUUCAGUCAAGAAAUGUCACUACAUGUCUAUAAUGAAAAUGCCACGUAGAAGAGGAUAAUUUCACGCCUACUCGGAGAUUGUGAAUCCUAAAUGGGUAUCCUGGGAUUUGACUUCCGGUUGCCGGACAUGGUGAGAAAAUACUUCGUUCUGAUUGGCUGUGUUCUUCUUAUCAUGCCCGUGUCGGUGUCGGUUUAUUUCGGCAAUUUCUACAUCUAUAUUUCUUCGUAUUAUUACGUCAAUGCCUCCAAAGUGACUGUUUGGAUUGACCCUUUGUGGCUGUCGUCCGCUUUCAAAAUCCUACAACCCAUCGGCAUGGUGCUUGCUGGUUUCGUAGAAAAGAGAACCAAAAAUUUGAACACCGGCAUCGCUUUGGGAGCUCUCUUGCAGAGCUCAUCCGUGGUCCUAAGCUACUGGGCGAUUGCUGAACCUUUAGCACUGCUGAUGACUUUCGGCAUCCUUCAAGGUAUAGCAGGAGGAAUUUUACUAGCGCUGCCAUAUAAGAAGGCAUCGCAGGUUUUUCCUGAAAAAAGAGGUUUAGCGUUUGGUAUACUAUCUACAGGACCAGGUAGUUUCCCUUUGCUGCAUAUGGUUUUGUCUUAUUAUCUGAUCAACCCAGACAACAAGGCCACUGAUGUUGAGAUAGGGAACAUUCGCUAUUUUACUGAUGCUGAUCUUAUCAACAGGGUGCCAUCUUUUUUCUUUAAAAUCGGAUUAUUUACGACAGCUCUGCAAGUUGUAGGAUUUCUUUUGAUUCUUCUUCAAAGACAUGAUUUAUCAAAGGAGAACAGCCAGUCUACAGUGUUGCUUGACAAAUCAGACUCAACUGAUGAUUGUAAAAAGAAUGACUCCAAAACUGUUUCUAAUGACAGUUGCUGUGAAUUGACGAAUUCUAAAAGUUGUGUGAAUGUAAAGAAAACGGAGUAUUUAGUGACGUGUGAAAAGUCAACACAUAGCAUUGAGAUGGAUAAAACAGAAGACGUCUUAAAGGAAGAGUGUCAGAUAUCAUCGAUCAAAGAGAGCGAUUGUUCUCAAGCAGGCAAUGGCGUUAUCGUCGAGGGAGAGGAAUCUUCAGACGAAGAAGUGGACGAACCUAAAGACUUUACUACCAAAGAAAUGCUCAUGUCAUGUUCCUUCUGGAAAACUUGGUUGAUCUUCGCCCUGUUGGGCCAUACUUUCUUCAUCCACCUGAACCUUUACAAGCAGUUUGGACUGACGGUCAUUAACGACGACAACCUGCUCGUUAUGGCCGGCACCAUCAGCUCCUUCGUCCUCAUGCUCUUUCGUCCUGUGGUGGGCAUCAUGUCCGACAAGUUCGGGAUGAAGCCCAUUCUAGUCAUCACCUGCGCAUGCGCCAACGUCUUCAUGACCAUGAUGACCAUCUCUCUGUACACCUUUCCGCCCAUGUACAUUGUGUUUGUUGGUCUGGAGUUUUACGCCGUCUCCGCCGUGAAGGUGUUCUAUUACAUGGCGCCCAUGAUUAUGUUCGGCCCCACCCACUUCGCCACCAACGUGGGACUCAUGUCUUCCUCACAGUGGAUUACAUUUUUUGUUGGUCCAGUCAUAGCGCCGGCACUGAUCAAGUCUGUCGGCUGGGCCUACGUGAUGAUGAGUGGUGCCGCAGCCGCCGCCGUGGCUUUCUUUUUGGGCGUGUCACUGCCAGAAGCAAAGGCGAAAAAAUCUUCCACUAAACUUCAAUAACUUCAAACUUUUGCAUCCUUUCCAUUGAUUAUCAUUGACUACGAAUUACUAAUUAAUGCAUUAUAUAAUGUUAUUCUUUUCAUACACAGAAUACUCUCAUUUGUUAUAUGAGAUUUUCGACAUGUUAUUUGUUACUUUGCUCACAGACUAUCUCUUGCAAGGCUUGUCCAAUACAUUAACUUAGCAUGCAUAGCGAGCUGAAUUCCUUUUUGAUUGAUAUUAUUCUUUGUAUUUAUUUGUAAUGACAAGCAUUUAUUAAAUGAUAAUGUGUUCUGAUAUAACGCAA
Messenger RNA from Biomphalaria glabrata, 2117 nucleotides. RefSeq lists its product as uncharacterized. The coding region runs from base 224 to 1831 and encodes 535 amino acids. The transcript is spliced from 2 exons. Gene Ontology annotation, molecular function: transmembrane transporter activity. Gene Ontology annotation, biological process: transmembrane transport. The record is from RefSeq and is a predicted model, not a curated record. NCBI's taxonomy places the organism in Eukaryota, Metazoa, Mollusca, Gastropoda, Planorbidae.